AUGCGGAAGAUUUUAUUACCAGUUUUCGUGUGUGCUGUACAAAUUGCUCUGUGCUCCUCAGAAGCGUCCUUUCCGCAGGACACCUAUGUAAAUGCAUUGCAGAACUCACAUUCAACGGAUUUCGAUAAUGGAGGCGGCUACCAAUACAAUCCUCCCCCCAAUAAUAACUACCUUCCACCGCCGACGGCACCUGCUCCCGUCUAUGGGCCACCACCACAGCAGCCACAACCUGUUUAUGGCCCUCCACCACCUUUUUAUAAGCCUGCUCCACCAAUUCCAUAUCAAUCGCAUGACUCGUGGUUCUUAGAGAAACUGAAAUCGAAAAUAAACCUCUUCACUUUGGGCAAAAUAAUGUUAAAAUUAUUGAUUUUCAAAAAGAUUGUCAAAUUUAUCGGCGUGAUUUGUUUGCUUUUGUUUUUGCCAAAGCUGAAAAAUAUGUUUAAGGACGAUGUAUCUAUGGAGGAUGUGGAAGGAAUGGAAAGCAAGCAUGGUGAAACAGAAAAAGAUAAACUACAACAGCAAAUUGAUGACGCCUAUGAAUUCAUAAUGAACUCAAUUGAAGGCUUUGAGAGAAAACAUUUGUAAACUAAGCCAACCAAUGUGUUGCAAGUGUUUCUAACUAUCUAAUACCAAAAAUCAAUCUAGUAUAUGGAUUCAUGAGACAUAAUAGCAGCCAAACUUCAGCAAGCCGAAGAUGUAAAUAGUUCUUGUUAUCAAAUUAAGAAAGUAUUAAUUUAUUACUGAAUUUAUGCUAAUCUGUUCUAUUAUGAAUUAUUUAUUUUUUCUGUUUAUGUUUAAGAAAAGAAAAGUAGUUAAAAUUAUAAAAAUACAAACCCAAAAAUUGUUCUUGUGUAAA
Drosophila willistoni is the source of this 856-nucleotide messenger RNA. Its product is annotated as glyceraldehyde-3-phosphate dehydrogenase, testis-specific. The record is from RefSeq and is a predicted model, not a curated record. The transcript has 3 exons. NCBI's taxonomy places the organism in Eukaryota, Metazoa, Arthropoda, Insecta, Diptera, Drosophilidae. Bases 1 to 585 code for a protein of 194 amino acids.